GUACUGCCUGAAGGUGAAGGAAAUGGAUGAUGAAGAAUACAGCAGUAUUGCCAUGGGAGAGCCCCUGUAUCGAGUCAGCACUGGUAACUAUGAGUACCGGCUGGUGCUGCGGUGUCGGCAGGAGGCUCGGGCCCGCUUCGCCAAAAUGAGGAAGGACGUUCUGGAGAAGAUAGAGCUGCUGGAUCAGAAACAUGUCCAGGACAUCGUGUUCCAACUGCAGCGCUUCGUCUCAGGCAUGUCGCACUACUAUGACGAGUGCUACGCCGUCCUGAAGGAGGCGGACGUCUUCCCCAUCGAAGUGGACUUGUCCCGCACCAUGAUCAACUACAGCAGCCAGCCAUUCUCCUACCCUGGAGAUGAGGAGGAGGACGAGGAAGGAGAGGGAGGAAGAGGCGGAGAGGAAGGGGGAAGCGGCGUGGGAAGACAAGCAGAGAACGGCGCUGAGAAACUGAUUGAUGACGAAUAAGACUGCGUGCGUGCGUGCGUGCGUGCGUGCGUGCGUGCGUGCGUGCGUGCGUGCGUGGAGAUGAAGGCCACCACUCUAACUUAACUGUUCUUCACUUUCAUUUAAAGUCAGUGCACAAAGGUGAAAAACUACUGAACCCUGCUGCUGUAUGUUGGUCUCUUGGUGGCUUUGUUGUUAUUUUACCAUAGUGAAUUUUGACUUCUUGCUUUUUGAUGUGACCGCUCUCCACAUGUGAGAGAAAGUAACAGAAGAACGUUAUUUUAAUCUGAAUGUUAUGGAGGGGUUUUAAUGAGGCAUAGUAGGAUUUAAAUGCAUAACGAGGUGUGCCUUCUUAGCCCUGGAUGAAGUGUAAUUUGUCUGGGAUGCAUUUCAAUUUGUGCAUUGUGGAUGACUUUACUUUGUUAUUUUCUUUGCUACAUAUUUUGGACAGGUAUUUAUUUAUUUAGCUACCUGAGCUGUUAUUUUGUGGUAAAUAUCAAGCGUCUACAUACUACUACAGAGACAUUUUCUCCUCAGCUUAACAAACAGAAAGCAAAUGACGCUGUUGUAUAAAUAUACAAAAUGAAGGUGUUGAAGAUAAUGCAAGACAUAAUUCUGUUCCUACAUGAAGUGUUUGUUACGUGCAGCUGUUACACUCCUUUGUCCCCCUUUCUCUUCUUCCCUGCACGUGUUUUGUUGUCACACAGGGGAAGGCUUGCAUUUACCUCAGUGUCCAACUCUGAAAAGCUUCACAACCAAACUUUUUUAAUAAGGUCAUUCAGUCUGUACUUAUUCACACUGCUCGCUCUAAGGUAAACUGUGUUAUUUUCUUCCAACACUCACCUGCAUUGCAGACUUUCCCCGUUUUUUUUAUUCCAGCAAAAUUUUAUCCCCUCGCUGUUUCUGUCUAGGAGGAGAAAGCUGAUGGACACACACAGCCUCACAGAGCUUUACCACUGUGUGGAAACGUUUUGGAAAAUGCAAACACUACAGAACGUAAACAUGUAUAAAGGGUACUUCCCUUUCCCUUUGUGUAACUUUCUUGUCAUUCCAGCUUUAUUUAUUCUUAUUUCAAGAUAUAUAAACGUUUUGAUUAUCAAUAGAAUGCAAGAUUGAUUCUAUAUUAUAAUGAAUAUAAUUA
Molecule: messenger RNA, 1586 nt
Organism: Micropterus dolomieu (smallmouth bass)
Lineage: Eukaryota; Metazoa; Chordata; Actinopteri; Centrarchiformes; Centrarchidae
Product: PRKCA-binding protein-like
Exons: 3
Coding region: 23-466 (147 amino acids)
Biological process (GO): regulation of Arp2/3 complex-mediated actin nucleation; positive regulation of receptor internalization; dendritic spine maintenance
Cellular component (GO): trans-Golgi network membrane; synaptic vesicle; postsynaptic density
Molecular function (GO): protein kinase C binding; phospholipid binding; protein domain specific binding
Source: RefSeq, a predicted model, not a curated record